Molecule: messenger RNA, 3326 nt
Organism: Pomacea canaliculata
Lineage: Eukaryota; Metazoa; Mollusca; Gastropoda; Architaenioglossa; Ampullariidae
Product: serine-rich adhesin for platelets-like
Exons: 7
Coding region: 304-2103 (599 amino acids)
Source: RefSeq, a predicted model, not a curated record
UGAAGAAAGUUUUUACCGAUCUCACUUCACUGCACUCAGGGUGGCCAUAACCAGGGUGUAGCCGUCACCAGUCUUCUCGGCAAAAUACAGAAAGAUGAUAUGAGGCUGAACAUCUAGAUACUAUGAGGUAAAGUCGUCACUGGGGAGCCGUGAACUCUGACCUUGCUAGUUAUGAGUGAGGUGUGAGUUGUUGUCUACACUGGUUGUGAGCAUGAUUAAAUACAGUUUCUGGUGUGGAACAGUCAGUAUUCUUGCUACAAACGUCGGUUGAGGAGUAAACUGUCUUCCAAACUCUCACCUGCCAUGAGUCUGGGGUCUUCAGUCAACAUCCUUCACUGGUUUGUUGUUGUUGUUGUGUGGCAGACUGGACCAUGGUGUACCUUUCACAUCUCAGCAUCUGUUUCAGAAGGUACCACCAUCACUCAGUGUGUACCGGCGAACACGCAGGCAAACCUAUGCACCAGCAGUUGUGCAGACCGGUGGGUUCAUGUCAUCAGUAAAAAGAUUCAAGUCGGAUGUGACCAAACUAACAACUUACAGACAAAUACUUCACAGUCUCUCACAGUCACGUGUGCUGGUCGUCAACAGACAUCAGCCUCGUGUUCAUACGGCUGCUUAGAGCACAUGACUCCCCCGGACACUUACUCUCGAAGCAACACAACAGUCACACUGGAGAACGAAUGUAUCGACGAGUCUUCCAUUCAUAACCUGUGUACUGACCUGUCCGACACACCGACUAACCUGCUGUACCUCGCCUCACCCUCGCUGUUCCUUGUCCCUGGUCCAUCUCCACACACCAGGUGUCGCUGUGAUAUACACGCUGAGCAUCCUGUUCAAGUGGAAAUACUCUUUGCAGACAUCAGUACAUCGAUGUUCACCAUCACUUGUGGUCAACAGAUAAUUGUCAGUGAUGGCAACUUCACGACUAAUGUCACAAACACUGUCAUGUCACUUCCUGACAGCAGCACUGACUGUGUCAUUGAGGUUGACCAACGUGGUGCAAAUAGAACUGAUGGGCUUCCUUCCCACAGGAUGUGGACAAAGUUUACAGGGUCCAGUAUCACCUUUCGCUGCAACACGAACUCCUCGGCUUCAACACCUUCGUCUUCAUCAUCAUCGUCAUCAUCAACGUCGUCGUCGUCAGAAAAAGAAUCUACAACGACAAUGACAGUAUCUCCGGCAACAACAGUGGUAAAUUCAUCUACUGUGACAUCAACAAGUUCGUCUGUCUCAACGUUUGUCUCGCUCACCACCAGCAAUGAAACGACGACAACAAACGACACCAACAUGGAGGGUAACUGGACAACACCCGCGACAACAGGCGACACUACGACUGGGGCACACGUCGACCAAACAGUUCCCUACCCCUACAUCAUCGCCGGCGUUGCGGGAGGCGUCGUUCUUGUUAUCAUCAUCCUUGUGAUUGUGAUUGUUGUCAGGAAAAAACGUGGCGGAGUUAAGUAUGCAACUUCCACUGAGGAUUUCUUCACAGAAAGGUCACGCGCAGAUGCGAACACAGCCGGACUCCAUCAUCACAGCGAUCUCACAGAAACUCUUCCGAAAACUAAAAGCUUCCCCUCGGAGUCCGAUCCCCAGCGCGGAGAAGACAACUCAAGAAUCAUUAUGAACGCGGCUUACCAGCCUUUGCACGAUGAGCUACAUAAUAAUCAUUACGAGGUCUCACCGAAGAAAAACAAGCCUCAGCCUCACGAUGGUGUCAACGCCUUGUCAAAGUCUAAGCAGAAAGAACCGGUGAACAAGACGGACAAGAAUCGAGUCGAUGAUGAUGAUGUAGUGAUGUUCGUUAACGACGCCUACGAAUCCUUUUCUUCCCUUCAGCAACAAAAUAUUCCUGAAGCGACCAGAGAACUGGAUGGCGAGGGAAGCCAAAGAGAGGCUGACUCUCUUCAACCCAAGAGUCAACCAGCGAUGACAAAGGGCGGAGAUCAACACCCGUCUGCAUCAACCAAUGGAAAUACUUCGUCGACAAGGACGUGGGAGGACGACUAUGGUGACGACGAGAUGGAGAUGACCGUCAACGACCUCUAUGUCUCCGCAGGGGAGAUAACUCCAAUUCCACUAUCCAGCGCUACUUCGGCAUGAGUCGGGUCCUCCGACAGAAGUCCAUCGACUGUGAUUAAGUAUAUCUAGGAAAGUAUUACAUUCUACAAACAUAUUUUCUCUUCUUCCACUCGUAUUGGAGGAAGCAGAAAGAAGAGAAUCAUCAAACGUCUUCCAUCCGUCUAUCCAGUCUGUCUAUUCUGAUGCAGAAGUAAAGAGCAAAGGCCUUGCAGAGAUCAGUGGGGUUUGUUGUGAACUAAACUGUUAGUUGUGACAAGAGUUAUGUGAUUUCGAAGUGUGUGAUUCAAACCAUGGAAAUUGAGAGGUGACCCAAUAGAAUAGACAGAAGGUGGUCAGACGGUAGGUGAGAAGAAACGUGUUACACAGGACAUCAAAUGAGUUUGUACUGUUAUUAUUUUUGCAUUAUCUACCUAGAGCAAACUUGUACAAAAUGUAACUGGUUUGUGGUGUCUCUGCUUGUGUAGUGUAUCACGUGGAGUUUCUGCUCUUCUAUUCUAGAAUAGUCAGCUAACCCCUAGAAUCUGUCUCAAUGGAAUCCUCAGGACCAUAGCAACUAUUAGUUGUUGACACUCUAGCUUGUAAUUCCUUCUGAUAGAGUCAAUGGUGUCGGUGAUGAUAAAGACAAUAUGCUCAGUUAAUAGAAAUAUAGAAAUAAUUUUAUCAUCGUGAUUCAGUCAGCACUUGUAGAUGUAGAACUAUCACCUGAUAUACUCAUCCUGAUUGUCUCAGUGUUCUCUGAAAUGUUGAAUUUAUAUGGUUUGGUUUUUAUUUAUAGCCUUAUUCAGACUUAUAAUCUCAUCUCAUUGUGAUUACCAUGAAUAUUCAAGCUUUUAUACCAUGUAAAUAUUUUUAGAACGACUUUAUUCAUGUGAUUGUUUCUGUGUGAGUUUUUUUAAAGUAAAUAAACAGUAAUUUAUGUUGAACUUUGCCUUGUCAAAUAUCGGUCGGUAGACAAUUUUAAUGUUUCCAGUUUAAACAGUUUGUCUAGUCUUUAGAAUCACCCAGGAUUUCAUAAAUUAACAGUGAUCUUAUGAAUGGUGCGUGUGUGUGUGUUUGUGUGACUGCUCGUCUAGAUGAAGGCAUGUUCGGGAGGAAUUUCUCCACCAUUUGAUAAUACAAUGAGAGAAGAACCUCCACAUUGUUGCUUAGUGAACACAAAUAAAUUCAUAAAGGCCUGGAACAUUCGUGAAUUAGAAAUAAUUUAUUUUAGGUUUGCUUGUAAAUCUUGUUUGUUUCUGUUUUGA